AGUCUGCCGCGAAGUGCUCGAUGACUAAACGUGGUGUUGAAAUGGUGUUGUAACUGGUGACGUAUUUGUGACGUCAGAGUGAUGUCAUGGCGGGAGGAUCCACUCAUUUGCCUCCUUGAAUAACAACCUGAAGGAACUACUCCACGGCGGGUGAUGAGCUCCCCAGCCUCCUGUGGGAAGUAGCGGACGUGAAGCUUCUCAUUCCGGCCCCUGGGGUGGUCGGUGUCACUCGGGGCAAGGAAAAGGAUACGUUGCCUCACUGUAAAGAGGUCAGGACCGGUGAGAGUUGCUGUCAUUACCGUUGAGCGCAGGUGUUUGGUCCCGCACAGGUGAGAAACACAUUCCUCUCCCCCCGUCCCCGUCCCGUGUUGCCAAAGGUGCUUCAUUUCAUGCCAUCAUCUCGCUUCACGUCGCCGCCGUGUGUGUUUCCCUUCUGAAGGACGGACAGGCUUUGUGGCCAAGCACGGCUGAGGGGGGAAGAGUGGUUAGCGUGGCCGGCGGAGCGUAGAGUGUACUGCUCCCAGCCCCCACCCGCAGCCGUAUUGUUGGAACGUCUUGUGGCCGCGGGCUGCUGUGGGGUGGGGUGAGCCUGGGGCCAGCCAGUAUAGAGUUGGCCAGUGUUGUGCACGGAGCCCCUGCACCCACCGCCCCCGCCCUCCCUCGCCGUGAGGGUGCAGGUGUCCGAGUGUGUGUGCGCGAGGUAACUGCUACGAACCUCGGCGUGUGUGCGUGUGUGUGUGUGUGCGUCAGUGAGUGGGCAGAGUCCCGGGACGGGGCAGAGUGGGGUCCCUGGGCGGAGGAGAAGGAGUGUUGUGGGCGGGGAGAGAGAGAGGGAGGGCCGGGCAGUGUAGGCCGCGGGAUCCCGGCAGCAGUCAGUUACGCCCGCGAGUCAGACGGUGUGUGUUGGGUGCGGUGGUGUGUCGGCCCCGCUGCCCGCGUAGUUAGUUAGUUCAGUGUAGCUAGUGACUGCCUCCCGUACCCUGCCCCGCUGCUGGCUGAGGUGUCCUUGCCAGCUGCACCAUGUCGACGCACCAUUACUAUCAGGAGCGCCUGGGCCUCGACCCUACCGAGGCCCGGGCCAAUGGUACCCGCGACGGCAAGAACACAGGCGCGGACUUCAAGACGUUUGGUGGAUAUGAGGAGUCCCUCAGCAAGUUCAAAGGUAUAGUCUACACACUCAACAUCUACCAAUUGAUAGAUGAGCGUGACGCCAUACAGAAGAAGACCUUCACGAAAUGGGUGAACAAGCACUUGAAAAAGCACUGGGGAUAUGGCGAGCAGUACACCUGCAUCACCGUGUGCGGGAACUGGAGCGAGGAGGCCGCCUUCUCGCCCGUCGCGGGGAAACAGGUGCGGGACCUGUUCGAGGACCUGCGGGAUGGCCACAACCUCAUCUCCCUGCUGGAGGUGUUGUCAGGCGAGCACCUGCCCAGGGAGCGAGGCCGCCUGCGCUUCCACAUGCUGCAGAACGUCCAACUUACCCUCGAUUUCCUUAGAUACCGCAAGAUCAAGCUGGUGAACAUCCGCUGUGAGGACAUCGUGGACGGCAACCCAAAACUGACCCUCGGUUUGAUAUGGACCAUCAUCCUCCACUUCCAGAUCUCGGACAUCAUGGCUGGACAGACUGAGAACCUGACGGCCAAGGAGGCUCUGCUGCGCUGGGCCCGCAAAACCACCCACAAAUACCCCGGCGUGGAGGUUAAGAACUUCACCACCUCCUGGCGGGACGGACUCAGCUUCGUGGCCAUCAUCCAUAGGAACAGUGAGGUCAUCCAAGGCAGAAGCGCCUCGCGGAGUGUAGCCUCGGAGCCUGGCGGACCAGAACCGCGGGGUCCUGGUCCUGGGAAUGCCAAACCUGCGCUACCUGACCUCAUGGACUGGAGGAACCUGCGCCAGAGGACUCCCCGUGAGCGCCUGGAGACUGCCUUCCACGUCAUGGAGCGCGAGUACGGCGUGACCCGACUUCUCGACCCUGAAGAUGUUGAUACCCCGGAACCAGACGAGAAGUCACUCAUCACGUACGUCUCUCAGCUCUAUGAGAUCUUCCCAGAGCCGCCCAGCAUCCACCCGCUCUUCAACAUCGAGGCGCAGCGCAAACUGGAGGAGUACCGUGAAAUGGCGACCACGCUGCUGUAUUGGAUCCGCGAGCACAUUUCCAUCAUGAAAGACCGACACUUCCCCACCAACACUGUCGAACUCAAGAGGAUGGCCCACGAAAGCACCAGAUUCCGUCAAGAGGAAGUUCCACCCAGACUGCGUGACAAGAACAGCUGUCAGCGUCUGUACCGAGACAUACAGAAGCUUCUGGAUGGCACAGGCUUCCUGGAGGAGGAGCUGGCCCCGGAGCUCCACUACAACAAUGUGGACUCUGAGUGGAACAAGCUCAUGUCCCUCUACCAGGAGAGGGACGACGCCCUUCACGACUCUCUCUCCGGUGCUGACAGACUUCAGCGACUGGCGGAGAAAGUUCACCGAGAGAUCAAGCAGACGGAGAUCACCCUGGAGGAAGUCGAAGUCCGCAUUGAGGACGAGGCGAGGCGAGUGGAGCGUCUGCAUCCCAUGGACGCCAAACGUAACUGUGACGCCCUGGAUGGGGAGCUGGCGCAGUGUGAGGACACCAUCAAGACACUGCACUCAGAUGUCAAGGUGCUGCGGGAGGGCAAGUACCACGAGGCCCCGACGCUCCAUAAGAGGGUUGUGAAGUUGGAGGAGCGCUACGUGAGUGUGAGGACGCUCUUCGAAAACCGGCUGCUCAUCGUGCUCAACAACCGGUCCUUCACGCAGCAGGAGUCCUACACCACCACCAAGAGGAUCGUGGUGUCGGAGUCCCGCCUGGUGGAGACCAACGAACACUUCCGCUUCCUGCAGGAGUGCAUCAACUGGUGCAAAGAUAAACUGAAAAAGCUAAACGACAGCGAAUACGGCAACGACUUGGCGGCGGUAGAGAAGGAGUAUGACACCCACCAGAAGGAGCACAAGAUAAUCCAUCAGUUCCAUACCAACGUGGACCAGUGUGCCGCCGCCGAGAAUAACUUCAGCGGAGAGGAGCACACAGUCUACAUCAACCUCUUGUCGCAGCUGCGCAAGACUUAUGCUGAGCUGUUGUCUCUGAGCAACAAACGCGUCUCGGACCUGCACAGCCUGCUUGACUUCCUGCAGGCUGCUACGCAGGAACUUAUUUGGCUCAACGAGAAGGAAGAACAGGAGCUGAACAGAGACUGGGCCAACAAGAGCCUUAAUAUUACCGACGUUGAGCGCUAUUACGAGAAGCUGAUGGGCGACCUGGAGAAGCGAGAGGUGCAAUUCAGCGCCGUGCAAGACCGCGGGAACAGUCUGGUGAUCGGCCACCACCCCGCCAGCAAGACCGUGGAGGCGUACCUGGCCGCCAUGCAGACCCAGUGGCAGUGGCUGCUGGAGCUGACGCUGUGCCUGGAGACCCACCUGCAGCACGCCUCACAUUACCACACCUUCUUCACCGACAUUGCCAACGCAGAGCAGUGGAUCAUGGCUCAUGAUGAGAAGCUGAACACAACCUUCUCCGUGACGGACUUCGGGCUGGAUGACGGCGAACAGCUGCUGCGCGAGAUGCAGGACAUGCGGGAGUCGCUGGCCCAAUUCAACACCACCGUGGACGAGCUCAUCAACAGAUCCAAGUCGGUGGUGCCCCUCAAGCAGCGCCGCCAGACGCUGCGCCAACCCACCGCUGUCACCGCCAUUUGUAAUUACAAAAAGAUGGAUAUGAGCAUCAACAAGGGCGAGCGUUGCACCGUGCACGACAACAGCAACAGAGUGAAGUGGAACGUGGUGACCAGCUCGGGCGCCAGGGGCAUGGUGCCCGGCGUGUGCUUCACCAUCCCGCCCCCGAACCAAGAGGCCAUCGACGCCGCCGAGAAGCUGAAACGCCAAUAUGAGCGCUGCAUCGCACUGUGGCAGAAGAAACAGCUGCGCAUGCGCCAGAACAUGAUUUUCGCAACCAUCAAGGUUGUGAAGAGCUGGGAUCUUGCUCAGUUCAUCGCCAUGGGAGCCGAUCAGCGCAACGCCAUCAGGAGGGCACUCAACGAGGACGCCGAGAAGCUGCUGCAGGAGGGCGACCCCAAUGACCCACAGCUGCGCCGCCUCAAGCGGGAGAUCGAUGAGGUCAACCGACUCUUUGACGAGUUCGAGCGUCGCGCCUCCGAGCCCAAGCCUGGAGCAGUGUUGGUGGAGCAAUGCAACAGUCUUAAGGAGUAUCUGGACUUGAUGGAGAAGAUGCUGAUCCAAAGGUGCCUUGCUGGUAUCCCGCGAGACCUCGAUCUGCUGGAGCAGCUCGUUAUCGAGCACAAGCAGUUUGAAAAUGACCUCUCGUCGCGGGAGCUGGAAGUUGAAAGUAUACAGAAGAACUACCAGAAUCUGUCGCGCCGCACGCCCGCCAUCCAGCGCACAGUGGAGUCCAUCACACAGCAGUGGGACCGCAUCUGGGCACUGUCCCACGUGUACAUUGAAAGGAUGAAGUGCGUGGAGAUGGUGGUGACGGGCAUCGAGGAGGGCACGCAGGUGGUUUCCGAGAUCGAGCUGAAGCUGGCCGAGCACCAGGACCUGCCCGAUGACCUGGACGACCUCGAGAAGGAACACCAGGAGCUGCUCCUCAUUCAGCAGACCAUCCACGACCACCAGGCGCUGAUCGACAGGCUGCUGGAAGAGUGCCGCAACGUGCGCACUCUCGUAGUCAAGUCUCGCCCCAGCCAGAAGAUCCAUCCCGACGUGGACAAGCUGGAGGAGGACGUGAGGAAGCUCCGCAUCCGCUGGGAGAACAUGUGCUCACAGAUCAUUGAGAGAUUAAGAAGCUGCGAGGCUGCUUGCGAGCUUCUUACCAAAUACCACAAUGGCCAUAACGUUGAGAAGAGGGAGAUCAACCACCUGGAGGACGGCCUGCGCAUGCAGAAGAUCGAGGACCUUGGUCCCUCCGAGGCCGAGCUUGAACUAGAGCGGCUGAGGAGUAUGUACAUGAAAAUUAUAGAGAAGAAAACAAGCAUUGAACAUGUAAAUAUCCUUGGCGGCCGAUUCAUACGGGAAGCCAAGAUCUAUGACUUGCGCCUGUCCCAGUACAAGGCCAGUCUAGAAGAGGUGCACCCCAGCCUGGACGCGAGCCUGAGCAAGAGGCCUCGCAUCCAGAGUGGGGGUGACAAUGUCAUUCAGCAGCUGGACAAACUCAACACUCAGUACCAAUUCGUCGCUGAUGAAACUUACGACCGCAUCGCCAAGAUCUACAACCGCUUCCAGCACGAAAAGAACUUUAAUUUCCAGCUCGAAGACUUGUCUCCCGUAAGCCUUGAGAAAACCUUCCGCACUGAGCUCAACCUUCCCGAGUCCAACCAUGACUACUCCGCCCCCGUCAUCCUUGAGGAUGAUGCUAAUGAAUUCCGAGCCAAAUCUGAGGCCCACGUCACAGUCACCAGUGAUCUGCUGCCCACACAGCGUAGGACCUCUGCCUCACAGCUCUUGGACACAGGUAGUGUUGUGGAUGGGAGUGUGACCACCACAACCACUCUGGGGGGCUCCUCCCUUCAGGUCACCACUACCACCUCUACCCGACGCCAAACCCCUGCCAUUGCUGCAUCAGGGGCUGCAGAGGCUCACAUUGUGCAUCCUGUCUCAGGUGAAACACUAACACUGCACGAGGCCAUGGUAGGGGAGCUGGUGGACCUUACAUCUGGUACUCUCACUCACCCCACCACAGGAGAGAAAAUGCCUCUCUCUGUGGCUGCUGAGCGUGGUUACCUCAAUCCCACUCUGCUGCAUCACCUUGAGACACCAUGUGGUAUUAUCGACCCAGCCACAGGCAAGGAGCUGACCUUGUUACAGGCAACCAAGAAGGGCCUGUACAGUCCUGAGGAGGGCUCCUUCAAGGACCCCACCACAGGCCAGCUGCUUUCACCUGAGAAGGCGGCUAAGCUUGGGUUCAUCAUCUUGGAAAAGGUAAGCUUUUUCACCCAGCUUUGUGUGCCAGUGGUCGCCUCACUCACUCUUUACGAUGCCAUAGUUGAGGGCCAUGUUAAUGUACGCACAGGAGAAUUCACCAUUCCUGCUUCGGGAGAAAAGAUUCCACUGACUCAAGCGUUUGCCAAGGGCUUCAUAUCUGCAGAACCAGCACCAGUAGCAACAAGUGGAAUAUCUCUCUCAGAAGCAGUCAAUCAGGGCUUCAUAGAUGAUUAUUCAGGUCAAGCGGUAGACAGAAAUUCUGGCAACAAGUAUACUUUAGAUGAGGCAAUACAAAAAGGAUUGUUAGCCCCUCAUAUUCGUGAAGUUGUGAACUCAGACACAGGAUGUAAAUUGACAGUAGCUGAAGCAAUUCAAGAAGGUGUGUUAGAUGUGACAGCAGGACGCUACAUAAAUAAUGUGACAGAUAAAAAGUUGAAGUUUUCUGAAGCUGUACAACAACAGCUGAUAUGCCGCCCAUUCACACUGAAGGACUGCAGUGACCUGAAGCUUUUAGAUAAUAAAGGGGAAAUCCAGGACCCACAGAUAAGGGAUUACAUCCCACUCCUAGAAGCUGUGGGGAAAGGCAUUGUUGAUGUAGAAUUGAAAUCAGUUAAAGACACAGCUAGUAAAACACUACUCACGCUGCCAGAGGCCUUCAUGUUCUCUGUACUGCUGCCAGAAGGAAAGUAUCGUGACACAGAGAGUGGCGAGGUGAUGAGCCUCCUGGAGGCUGUCAACAAAGGCCUUAUUACAUCAGUGUCCACCAAGACUAUAUUUGAUAUUGAUGGCAUCAAGGAUCCAGAAUCUGGCGAUUACAUUAGCUUUAAGAUGGCACUGCACAAGGGAAUUAUUGAUCCUCAGACUGGCAUGUUUACUGAUCCACGAACAGGAACCACCAUGACCCUAGAAGAGGCAGUUGAAGCUAAGCGUAUCCAACCACAAAUCCUAGAAACUCUGAAAAUGAAUAUUGGGCUUGUUGAUUCUAAUGGAAAAGAAAUGAAUGUGGUUGAAGCUGUUCUCAGUGGGCGCCUUGACCCUAACACAGGUCAAGUAUUGGAUCCUAAAACAGGCAAUGCUGUGGCCCUGGAGGAUGCUGUGAGGAAGAAGAUAAUUACCCCAGAGGGUGCUGCCACUCUGCGAGGGCUACUUAGUGUUACUGUAACUACUGCUACUAUUACCAAGACCAUCAAAAGGUAUGUGACUGUCAAGAGCACAGGAGUUCUCACCACAGAGUCAAAGGUUACACUGCAGGAGGCUCAGCACAGAGGCCUCAUCAAUGAAGCCCAGGGAACAUUCCAGGACCCUGAGAGUGGAGCAACUGUGCCGCUGGAUGAGGCCAUUGAGCGUGGACUCGUUACUUUGACAACCGAGUGGCCAACCUCCCUCCCAACAGAACAGGUUGCCUCACCUGAGUCACCCACCAGAGAAAAAACAAAAAGACAUCUUUCUCCUGACAAACCUCACAGCCCAAUAAAGGCUGCAAGGACAAGCAUGUCCCCAGAAAAGGAGCAGCCUCUCAAAAUGUCCCCCACCAAAUCUCCUGAGAGACCCUCCAGGAGAGGAAGUUCUGAAAAGGAGACUCUUGAAGGAAGAACCUCACCAGAAAAGAGACAGUCAUCCCCACCUAAAGCACCAGACCGAAGAAGCUCACCUACAAAAGCAAGCCGUCCAACUUCACCAUCCAAGUCGGUCAAGUCAUCCCCUGUGAAAGAAUCACCUGAACCUGAAGUGAUGGACACAAAGCCCAUCAGCACCAGGCCAGACAUGCUCUUUGAGGUACAGAAUGGCUCCAAGGAAAGUUCACCUGUCAAGUCUUUCCCAGAGUCUCCUUCCAAGUCUCCCAGCUCCAGACAAAUGUCACCAUUCACCCUGUCUAGAGAAACCUCUCCAGUCAAGUCAUUUGGCUCAAGGCCAGACUCUCCCAUGAAAUCUAGUGGCAUAGGACCAGAAUCUCCAUUGAAAACUGAUGAAUCUAUGCCCACCUCACCAGAUAAAGGCCUAAUCAAGGAUCAGGUUUUGUCCCCAGAAAGGCCUCCAAGGAAAGGAAAGAGUACUCUCAAGUCACCUGCUGACUCUGUUGACAGUGCCAUGGGUAUUGUGGAUGAUUUGGACAUGACUUCAUCAGGAGCAUCCCUUACAGGCUCCACGAGUGCCUUCACUGACAGUUACUCAAUCAAAACUAGGACCCUUGAAUUGCCACCAGAUGGCUGGUAUCUCAAGGAAGCCAUAGAGGAAAAGUUAUAUGAUCCUGUCAUGGGUUUGUUUACUAUACCAGGUACAGACCGACUGGUCAGCUUUGAGGAGUGUGUCAAGAUAGGAAUAAUUGAUCAGUGCUCAGCUGAGGCCAUUGACCCAAAAAAUGGGCGAAAAAUCUCUCUCAUGAGAGCUAUCGAAAAGGGAGUUUUAGACUGCACAGGCAAAUACCCUGAUGAAAGUAAUACUGAAAGGAGGCUCACUAUGAAAGAAGCAAUUACUAAAAAAUUUGUCAUUCUAAAAGAUCGAACUGAAGUAACAGAGCAGCCUUCUGGACGUGUCAUCCAGAUCACUAGUGUGGAGGGUCAGCCUGACAAGGUUCAAGUGUUUGAUGGAGAGGGAGAAGUGACCACCAGUGUCACCGAGAUCAAAACAAAUGAACCAGCAGUAGAUGACACAUACGUUGAGAUCAAACCAGGAAUGACUUUCCAUCCUACUGAAGGAAACAUACACAUGGAAGAUGGCUCAAUUGUGGAUGUUGUCACCGCAGUGAAGGAGGGGAAGAUCCAACCCACAGGAGUCAAAGUUAGGGAUCCCUACUCUGGCCGUGAUCUGAACAUAAGCGAGGCGAUGAGGAAAGGGAUUAUUGACAAAGAUUCUGGCGAGUACAAAGAUAAGACUGGACGCAAGUUGUCGCUGACAGAUGCUGCCAAGUAUGGCAUCCUGGGAGUGGCAGCAGUGGUUGGUGCACCUGUGAUUGCAGGAGUGGCUGCAGCACAAGCAGUCAAGAAGGGGAUCAAGAAAAUAAGAAAGGUUGACCCCAAGACAGGUGCAGAGAUAGUCAUUGAGGAGAGUGUAGAAAUAAUUUCUGAAAGUCCUCCAGAAGAGGAGUCUGCUGCUCCCGUUGUGGGGAGACUUUCCCGCACCACCAUCAAGUCCACUACUGUCGUGGAGACUGAUGUCAUCCUACAAGACCCUGUUACUGGAGAGGAAAUGUCACCCGAGGAGGCCAUAUCUCGGGGACUGAUAUCUCCUGAUGAAUUAGAAGAAAUAAGAGAUUCUGCACAUGGGAAAAUCCAGGAAGUCCAAGAAAUAUCCGAUGGAAAGUUUAAAAUACAAGAGGAAAAAGAAUUCAAAAUUAUUACCUUAGAUGAAAGUAAAACAGAAGCAAAGAAAGCAGUUGAGGGCAUUGCAGUUAAAAGUAUUGAAGACAAGAGGUCCCCAUCAAGCCCAGAGAAGCUGUCCAAAGAGGCAUCACCAGAGAGAAAAAAAUCCCCUGUCAAGUCUGAUGCAGAAAUGGAAGAAGUAUCUGAAGACAGAAUUUCUCCAGCAAAGGAUGAACCAGUGUCAGAUGUUGAAGAUGCAGCAAAACCAAGACACUCUCCAGUGAAGAGUGAGCCAUCACCAAGAGUCUCCCCUGUGAAGGAUGAACCAUCACCAAGAGCCUCUCCAGUGAAGGGUGAACCAUCACCAAGAGUCUCUCCAGUAAAGGAGGAGCCAUCAAUAAAGAGUGAGCCAUCACCAAGAACCUCUCCAGUGAAGGAAGAGCCAUCACCAAGAGGCUCCCCAGUGAAGGAAGAGCCAUCACCAAGAGGCUCCCCAGUGAAGGAAGAGCCAUCACCAAGAGGCUCCCCAGUGAAGGAAGAGCCAUCACCAAGAAUCUCUCCUGUGAAGGGUGAGCCAUCACCAAGAGUUUCUCCAGUGAAGGGUGAGCCAUCACCAAGAGUCUCUCCAGUCAAAGAGGAGCCAUCACCAAGAGUCUCUCCAGUCAAAGAGGAGCCAUCACCAAGAGUCUCUCCAGUCAAAGAGGAGCCAUCACCAAGAGUCUCUCCAGUGAAGGGUGAGCCAUCACCAAGAGCCUCUCUAGUGAAGGAUGAGCCAUCACCAAGAGUCUCCCCAGUAAAGGAGGAGCCAUCACCAAGAGCCUCUCCAGUGAAGGGUGAGCCAUCACCAAGAGUCUCUCCAGUCAAAGAGGAGCCAUCACCAAGAGCCUCUCCAGUGAAGGGUGAGCCAUCACCAAGAGCCUCUCCAGUGAAGGGUGAGCCAUCACCAAGAGUUUCUCCAGUAAAGGAGGAGCCAUCACCAAGAGCCUCUCCAGUGAAGGGUGAGCCAUCACCAAGAGCUUCUCCAGUAAAGGAUGAACCAUCACCAAGAGUCUCCCCAGUAAAGGAGGAGCUAUCGCCAAGAGUCUCCCCAGUAAAGGAUGAGCCAUCACCGAGAGCUUCUCCAGUGAAGGGUGAGCCAUCACCAAGAGUAUCCCCAGUAAAGGAUGAGCCAUCACCAAGUGUGUGUCCAGUGAAGGGUGAGCCAUCACCAAGUGUCUCUCCAUUGAAGGAGCCAUCACCAAGAGUCUCUCCAGUGAAGGAGCCAUCACCAGGAGUCUCACCAGUAAAGGAGGAGCCAUCACCAAGAGCUUCUCCAGUGAAGGGUGAGCCAUCACCAAGCGUCUCUCCAGUCAAAGAGGAGCCAUCACCAAGAGCCUCCCCAGUAAAGGGUGAGCCAUCACCAAGAGUCUCUCCAGUAAAGGAUGAACCAUCAAUAAAGGGUGAGCCAUCACCAAGAGUCUCUCCAGUAAAGGAUGAACCAUCAAUAAAGGGUGAGCCAUCACCAAGAGUCUCGCCAGUGAAGGAUGAGCCAUCACCAAGAGUCUCUCCAGUAAAGGAUGAGCCAUCAAUAAAGGGUGAGCCAUCACCAAAAGCCUCCCCAGUAAAGGAUGAGCCAUUGUCAGAAGGAGACGAUGUGUCAAGGUCCAGCAUCUCUCCAGUGAAAGGUGAACCAUCACCAGAAGUGUCUCCAGUAAAGGCUGAGCCAUCACCAGAAGUGGAUGUUAUGUCAAGACCUGGAGCUUCACCGGUAAAGGACAGGUCCCCAACACAAGCCGUGGAAGAAAAAUCAGUCACUCCUACCAGCGCAGGGGAAAGUCCAGACGAACCACAAACAGAGAGAAAAAUGUCUCUUGGGGAAAGGACCAGAGAACGUGUAACAACUGAACCUAAAUUCAGUGUUGCAAUUGGACGUGCCAAGUCUAUGCCAAGCCCAAGUCAUGAAGGAAAGCCUGUUGUGCUGCAAAAAGUGCGCAGGAAGUCCAUGAAGCCUAAGCAGGCCGCAUCAAAGGGAGUCGUUGAUGAGGAAACUGCCUCCUUGUUAGAGGAUCUCAGCACUCUUCGUGGACAUGGUGGGGAACCUUUGUCCCUGGAAGAAGCUUUAAGGCUGAAAAAAGUCGAUGGUGAUAGUGGAGCCAUUGUUGAUGUUGCCUGUGGGGAACCUCUUACCAUCAAUGAGGCUGUUGAGAGUGGCAUCCUUGAUAGUUCAACAGGAAGUGUUCUUGUACCUAUUGGAAGGAGUGUUAGUGUACCAGAGGCAGUGUCCCAGGGUCUGUUUGACAAGACUGCUCAGCGAUUUAUUCAUCCUGAAACAGGUGACUUAUUAACAUUGCAUGAGGCUGUUCUUUGUGAUGUGAUUGAUCCUGUGUCCCAGAUUGUGGAUCCAGAUUCAAAUGAAGUAAUAACCUUAGAUGAAGCCAUAAGGAGAGGACUAAUAGAUUCAGAGUCUGGUCAGAUCAUCACAAAACGUGGGCCUGUGUCUAUACUAGAGGCCAUUGAUUCAGAUGUGUUUGUGACAACAGCUGUAGCAAGGGUAGAUUGGCUUCCUCCUCUUGGCAUGACAUUUCCCGUUGCCCUGGAGAGAGGACUUGUUGAUGCUGACACGAAAGAAGUAAUCCACCCAGUAACAAGUGACCGUCAACUCUUGAAAAAUGCCAUCGAAAAUAACUUCAUUCUUGCCCUGCCUUGUCCAAUUUUGCCAGACAGUGUGCAGGUUACCCAGGCUCUAGAGUGUAAACUGAUCAACACAGAUUCAUGCACCUUCACUGUUCCCAGUACUGGAGAAGAAAUUCCAGUUGAGAAGGCUGUUGAGAGUGGCAUGCUCCAGAUUAAGCCCAUGACCACUGUUGUUGGUGAUGAGAAGGAGGAAAGAAUGAUCAUUACUGAAACGGUUACAUCUUAUGAAACCAUUAUUACAAAGACUGUCCAAGUCAAGGCAGGACAUGUGAUGGUGAGCCAAACAGAGGUGAAGAACACCACCACAGGAGAAAUCCUACCUAUAGAGGAAGCUAAAAAGAAAGGCAUUGUUGUUGAAAUAGAAGAGGAAGAGGUGAUUAAAGAAAAACCAACUUUCCGGGAAGCAGUAGAGCAGGGGCAAGUUGACUUUGCAAGUGGCACAUACAAGGAUCCAAAGACUAAAAAGGAAGUGCCCAUUGCUGAAGCCAUCCAACAAGGUCUUGUUCAGCCCAUGGACCCCACACCAUCCAAGGAGGUGACUAGCAAGAUCAACAUUAUGGAGGCCUUUUCAACUAUUUACCAUGAGAAGUCUGGCAAGUUCAAAGACCCUACUUCAGGGAAUCUCCUGACCCUUGAUGAAGCAGUGGAAAAGGGUGUGAUUGACCCUGAUGCCAUGGUCUAUGACACCAAGAGGGGCGAUGCCCUUACCACAAAGGAAGCCGUCGAAAAAGGUGUCAUUGAUGUUGAAGCUGGCGACUUUAUUGAUCCCAAAUCAGGUAGUAAAAUUAAGGUGAAGGAUGCUGUCAAGAUGGGCCUUCUGGCUGUCAUUGGAGCUCCUGUUCUUGCAGGAAUGGCAGUAAAGGAAGUCAUUAAAGGUGCUUGUGAUAAAGCAAAGAAAACUUCAUCCCCCAGUAGGACCACCACAGUGAUUACAGAGAUAGUGGAGGAAUACAUGCCUGCCAGAACAGCAGAAGAUAUGCUUAACCGGCCAUCAAUACGGCCAGAGGACCAAAGAUGUUUCCCAGUCAUCAAAAUAGGACAGAAAAUGACCCUCAGAAGAGCCAUGGAGGAAGGUUACAUUGAUGUUGAUCUGUGUAUUGUUGUGGUUCCGUCCAAUGGAUCGAGGCAACUUUUGCGACGUGCAGUGGUGGAAGGCUCCAUCACAUUCACCACUGUGAUAGAAAUACGCACUAGAACAGAAAUAUGGAUUGUAGAGGAGAUCACCAUAAUUACAGAGGUUGUCAGGUCCUUAGAUCCAGCAAUAAUGACUGAGAAGGGAGAGUUUGAUCCAAAAGGAGGCAAAUUCAUUGACCCAGAAACAAAGAAGUCCAUAACCUUUAAAGAGGCACUGGAGAAAUGCUCACUAAGCCCAGAUCACACAGUGGUUACUGACUCAACAAGUGGAAAAGAAAUAACCUUGACAGAAGCUAUCAAAGAAGGCAUUGUAGAUCCCACUACAGGUGAAAUAAAGGACCCACAAACAGGAAGUGCUGUACCAUUUUUCGAGGCAGUCAAGAAGGAUCUGGUGAAAGCAGAUGACAAAAAAGAGCAUAAGAAAGAACAAGAAAAGCCAGAUACUACUUCAUUAACUAUCAGUGAAGCCAUUAGUAGUGGCAUUCUAAAGCCAGAGACUGGGAUGCUCACAAACCCCACCACUGGAGAGAGCAUGGUCCUAGGACAGGCUAUCCAGAGCGGUCUGAUUGACCCCACCUCCAUCCAGAUUAUAGACCCCAGGAGUGAAGACACCGUGUCCCUCAAAGAGGCAGUGGAAACUGGGCUCAUUGAUGUAGAUUCUGCUACAUUCACUGAUCCUGAAACUGGUUGUGAAGUGGAAUUUACAACUGCACUUAUGAAAGGAAUUUUAGUACCAAAGAGGAAGCCCAUGUCCCUUGUAGCUGUAGUGAAGAAGGGCAUGUAUGACCCCAAGACAGGCAAGAUCACAGACACCCUGAUGAAACAAAAGUUAGAAGUUGAUGAGGCAGUGAAGAGAGGCAUUGUGGAUCCUUUCAUCACUCUCUGCUUGGAUACAAAAGCCAACAAGUAUGUGACUCUAGAUGAAGCUUUAGACACUGAUCUGAUUGUUGCUCAGAAUGGGAAACUGAAGCACACAAAAAAGAACAAUUUUAUCACUUUUGACACAGCUGUGCAACAGGAACUUAUUGUCACCAAAAGAAAACCUGUUCCUCUCACAGAAGCAGUGGUGAGUGAUAUGUAUGAGCCCCAGAGUGGUCUGUUUUAUGAUCCAUGUGAGGGAACGGAGCUGACUUUGAAUUCGUCAAUAUCUUGCAAGCUUAUUGACGGAAGUACAUGCCGAGUUAAGGUGAAUGAGGAAUUGUAUACUGUGAGUGAUGCUCUUGACAAGACAAUCCUGGAUGGGGAAGCAGGCCAACUGCUGCAGCCAAGUGAAAUGAGUCUGGAUGAAGCAGUGAGGAGAGGCCACAUUAUCACUUCUAUUGGCUCACUGUCUCUGCAGCAGGUGUUGGAGGAUGGACUUUAUGAUCCUGAGACUGGCCUCAUCACUGUGAAUGAUGACCGUAUAACCAUUAAGGAAGCUAUUGAACAAAACAUCAUUGAUCCAUCAAGCAUGUCCGUGAAGGAUCCACGCACAGGAGAGCCACUUUCUCUAGAGGAGGCUAUCAGAGUUGGCAUACUUGAUCCAGACUCUGGCACAUUUAGGGAUCCUGUAACUGGAGCUGAUGUUGAACUGACUGAGGCAUUAGCAAAGGGCAUGAUAAUUGAAGGUCGCACUAAGUUUACCUUGUACCAGACAGUGACUAAGGGACUGUAUAAUCCCAGCACAGGCCGUAUCACUGCCCCCAACUCUCAGGAUCACAUGACGGUAAGUCGAGCAAUUCGUAGUGGCCUCGUCAACACCAAGACCACGCUUGCUCGUGAUCCUGACACUGAACAGCUCAUGAGCUUUAAGCAGGCUGUCUCCAGGGAACUGAUUGACAUAAAUGCAGGGGUAAUGAAGUUUGGUAGAAUCAAGAGAGUGAAUUUCAAAGAUGCUUUUGAGCAGGAUUAUCUUCUAGAUGCACAGAUGCCAAUGGCUCUCAGGGUAGUCAUUAUGAAGGAGUUGUAUUGUGAGGAGAGUGGAAGGUUUUUGAAUCCUGCCACAGGCAGCUGGAUAACUCUCUCAGAGGCUCUGUCUGUUCAAAUGAUUGACCCUGAUUCAACACACGUUAAGGACACACUGUCGGGACGUCUCAAGAAAGUGAACCUCAGAGAAGCUAUAGAAGCAAAUAUAAUUGAUGGAGAAACUGCACUUGUGAAGAACCAUCAAAGUGGAACCUGGCAUACAUUGUUAGAAGCAUAUGAACUAAUGCUGAUUGUGGACAGUCGAGUAGCCAUGUCCCUUCAGCGUGCCCUCCAUCAAGGCCUUGUUGAUGACGAGCAAGGCCUCAUCACAGAUGUCAACACAGGCCGAAAGAUAACGCUCCACGAAGCCAUGAGACGGUUGGUUAUCAACCCAAGCCUUCCCUGUUACCUGGACCACACCACCUCCUCUUGUCUUUCCCUCGUGCAGACCUGCAGGGAAGGUAUCAUUGAUCGCCGACUGGGCAAAUUCAUUGAUCCAAAAUCCGGCUGCACUCUGACUUUGAUGGAUGCCUUGGAACAUGGUAUGAUCCUUGACAUAGACAAGCCACAGGAUCUGCAUGCCGCAGUGACCAUGGGCUUCUGUGAUUCCAAAACAGGUCGCAUGAUCCAGCCUAACACUGGCCGCAGGCUGACUUUGGCCGAUGCUUGCAAGCAAAACAUUGUAGACCCAAGUAUUUCCAUCAUUAGGGCUGCUGAUAAGCCAAAAUUCAUGAAACUCAAUGCUGCUGUAAAAGAAGGAUUGAUUGAUGAUAUCAAAGGAAAGUACAUUAUGCCAGGCACUUCAGAAGAAAUCUCUCUUGAAGAAGCAGCCAAGCAGUCCCUUAUUCUUCCAUCCAAGAGACCACUGACUGUGGAAGAAGCCCUGCAGUACUGUCUGUACUCACCUGACACAGGCCGCUUCACAGAGCCAAGCAUUGGGGACAAGAUGGACUUGCAGGAAGCCAUUACACACAGCCUGAUUGACGGCAACACGUCUGCUCUCAAAAACCCAAGUGAUAAUUCCAUGAAGAGUAUUAGAUCUGCUAUAGAAGACAAAGAUAUUGAUGUUGCCAAAGGUGUUGUUAUUCAUCCUCAGACUAAGAAGGUUUAUACUAUUAAUAUAGCAUUUGAAAAGGGCCUCAUUGUGACAGUUGGCAAACCCAUCAGUUUCAUGCAGGCUGUCAAGCAAGGUUCCAUUGAUUUUGAGAAAGGAUCAUACACUGAUCCAGAAACAAGCAUCCAGUACACUCUGGAGGAAGCACUUCGCUUUGAGCUCAUUGACCCAGACUCUGCGGUCAUUAAAGAUCCCAACACUGGCCGAUACAAGACCUUGAAGAGAGCCAUACAAGAGGGUCUUGUUGACUUGAAGAAGCGAGCACUUUACGACCCACAGAGUGGAACCUUGAAAACAUUGUGCAUCAUUUUUGAUCAAGGCACAAUUGUAUUCCUUAGGGAGCCUCUGUCCUUCGAUGAGGCAAUUGAUAAGGGUCAUCUCAACACUGAAACUGGAAUGUAUACUGAUCCCAAUUCUAAAGAAAUUAUGACCAUAAAUGAGACGUGUCGCCUCGGCCUCAUUGAUCCCCAGACGGUGUUGAUCAAGAACACCCGGUACCGCCAGUUGCUGCAGCCAGCAGAGGCCUGUCAGGUGGGAGCUCUGGAGAACGAGAAGGGCAAGGUGUGCAACAUGGCCUCAAACCAAAUGCUGACCAUUGCUGCUGCCAUGGAUGCCGGCCUGAUCGUCACCCCACGUCGGGGCUUGGCACUGUUGGAAGCCCUCGACUAUAACCUUUAUGACACUGACAGUGGCCACCUGCUAAACCCUCACGUGAAGGAGCACGUGACAUUGAAGGAGGCCAUAGCGUGUGGGCUGAUUGACACCACCACAACUAUGGUGAAGUGUCCAGCCCAAGGCACCAUUCAGACCAUGUGUGAUGCAAUACGGAGCGGGGUGUUGGACGAGCAAGGUGGUGCCGUGGUGGACACGGCGCAGGGCACCCGCUAUCCACUGCCGGAGGCACGCCGCCUAGGUUACCUACUCACCGCGCAAGCGCGGCAAGCCAUGUUCGAAAAGUACCGGCAGUGCGAUGCCACCAUCGUCGAAAUGGUGGACAAGGUCAGUGAAAUCGAGAGGCGCCUGGCCGAGCAAGAGCCUGUCAGUGAAAAUCCCAACGGUCUUCGCAAUCAGAUUAACACUGUGAAGGCAAUUAAGGAUGAACUUGAUGAGAUGUUCCGCCCGCUCGGCACCUGCCUUGACGGCGUGCGGCAAGUGGUGAACCAAGGCGGUGACGUGCUGUCCCGUGAGGAGCUGACGUCCUUGGACCACGCCGCCACCUCACUCAAGCAGCGCUACGACCACUGCGUCGUCCAGGCCGACACCACCCACCGCCGACUCACCACUGCCAUGGAAGAAUUCUCUAAAUAUGAGAAGGAAAUCGCUCUUUUCGAGACAUGGCUGAAACAAGCCAACAAAACCUUGGUGGAGAAGGAAAGGCUUUGUUCGGACCUCAACAAGAUCAAGAACCACGAGCAGGGCUGCCGGGACUUCUUGGGUGAUGUCAUUGCUCAUCAGGCUGACCUGCGAUUUAUCACCAUGGCAACCCAGAAGUUCCUUGAUGAAUCCAGCCUCUACCUACGCACCGUCAACAACUUCCGCACCACCUUGCCUGAACGCUACCCUCUGCUCCAGGCUGAUCCAGACUCCAUGGUGCGCGAUGCUGCCGACGAAGUCUCAGCUGAGUUCAAGGGGCUCCUCGCCCGGGCCAACAAGCUGGUUGACAAGGCUACUAGCGUUGGAAACAAGCAGCGAGACUACACAGAGGCCAUAGAGAAAGCAUCUCGUUGGCUUAAGGACACUGAGGUAAAGAUAACACGCAUACUGCAAGAGCCUGUUGGUGCUGAGCCUAAGAUCGUACAAGACCAACUGGACAAAGCCAAGGUCAUUAAUAAUGAUGUGGUGGCUCAAUCUCGCCUCUUCGAUAAUUGCCGAGCCACUGCAACGUCCCUGCUGCGUGCCCUGGAGGGAGAACUGACACCCCAGGAGCAGGCAGCCAUCGAGCAGCCUCCUGAGGAACUGACCGAGAGGUAUGCUGAGCUGGCUGACCGUCUGGGCCAUCGCUGCCAAGAGCUGGACACCGCCCUCGUGCAGUGCCAGGGAGUGCAGGAGGGUCUUGACUCUCUCAUGAACUGGCUCAACAACAUCGACCUCCAGCUCAAGAGCGCCAGCAAGCCCGCCUCGCUGAACCGGGACCGCCUCGACGAACAGCUUCGGGAACACCGCCAGCUGCACGCCGACAUCAUGUCCCACCAGGUUUCCGUGGUGCGGAUAAACGACUCGGCCGAGGCCCUUCUCACCUCGGCCUCCAACGCCCGAGUCGCCAAGAAGAUCGAGACCAAACUGCGAGAGCUCAACACAAAAUUCGAGAAGGUGGUGGAGAAGUCGGAAACACGUGGCCAGCACCUGGAGAAUGUGUCGACCCAGCUGGAUGCCUUCACAGUCUCCGUUGAACACUUCGAGGAGUGGUACAUCGAGAUCGUGGAGAUCAUCGAGUCCCGGGAAGUCCUUGCUUUGGACAUUGAAAGCUAUGCCAGGAAGAUCGAUGAAAUCUCCCGUCAGCGAGAUUCUCGUUCUGAUGACUUCGAUGGCAUGGUCAGGACUGGCAAGGAACUUGUCACCAAGAAGGAUGUCACUGACACAGCACCUGUCAAAGACAAGAUUAAGAACUUGGAGGGACAAUGGAAGGAGCUGAAUGAUGUCCUUGAUGAACGUGCACGCAAUGGCAAGGAGCGCUCUGAGCAACUGCUGGCCUACGAACAGCUGCGUGACCGCUGCAUCCAGUGGCUCACUACCACAGAAAACAUGCUUGAUAAUGUCCAACCAGUUGGCUUGGAGCAAGAAAUUGUGAAAAAACAGACUGAAGAUCUCAAGCCAAUUCUGAAGGAGUACAGAGAGUAUGGCACCACCAUUGACAAGCUUAAUGAGCUGGGCAAUGCAUAUGAUGCUUUGUUGAGAGGAGAGCGGCCAGAGAGUCCCACCAGACGACGCUCUUCUGUCACCCCUGUCAAGCGUCCAUCCAUCACCUCGCCUCUUAAAUCGCCAGUGAGGCGAGUGUCACAAGACGCACGUGGUUCCUCACCAUCCCACAAGUUGAUGGGCUUCAAUGGCUCUGGUCCCAUGUCACCAAUCCCUGGAGGUUAUGCUAGCAGACGCACUUCACAGGAAGGAUUCCAUCUUGAUGACAUGAGUCCCAUCCAGAAGGAGCUGAUGCAGGUGAACAACCGUUAUGACAUGAUUGGCAUGCGCCUCACAGACCGCCAGAAUGAUCUUGAUUUGAUGAAGGAUGAGCUGAAGAAGUUGGCUGACAGCAUGCGCUCACUGACUCUAGUUCUGGACAAGGCAGAGCGCACCAUGCCCAGGGAAGUUGUGCCUACUACCAAAGAAGAAGCAGACAAAUACUGCAAACAGUGCAAGAAUGUACUGGAAGAUCUCCUUGAAAAGCAACCUGCUUUGGAUUCACUCAAGGUUCAGGUGGUUGAGCUGAUCAAGAAACGACCAACAGCACCUGGUGCACACAUUUUACAAGAUCAGGUGGAUCUCAUCAGUGAUCGCUUCAAAGAGCUCCAAGGCAGGCUGAAGGAUCGCCUGACAUUCCUGGACAGAACCAAAGAUUUCCUUGAUAGUUAUGAUUCUCUCAAUAACUGGCUCAACUCAAAGGAUCGAAUGAUGACUGUCCUUGGGCCCAUUGCCUCAGAUCCACGUAUGGUUCAGAUGCAAGCUCAGCAGGUCCAGGUAUUGAGGGAAGAAUUCCAGGGACAAGAGCCCAAACUUAGUGACCUCAAUGAUGCUGGAGACAACAUUAUUGCUGCUUGUGAACCAAACUCUAUGGCUGCUAAGAAGAUGAAUGACAAGUUGGACAGUAUAAAUAACAAGUGGACAGAACUCAUUGGGCAACUAGAUGCACGUGAUUCUGCUCUCAAUGCAGCUUCUAAUGCCAGCACUGACUUCUAUGACAAGUACAACAAAUUACAUGAUACCCUUCUGAAGCUGGGUGAUGACUUUGAUGAGGUGACAGCAUCUGGUGCAGAUUCUGCCAUGCAGAUUGAGGCUGUCAAUAACCUGGAAAAGGGUCUCCAGAAGGCUCGUGCUGACUUGAUUGACUUGGAGGGACUUGGGGAACAGUUGAUCUCAAUCCUCUCUGAUGCAUCAUCCAAGAGUGACAUUAAAGCAAAGAUAACACAACUCAACAGAAUGUUUAACAACCUUGAAAAGAAACUUGGGAACCGUAAGUCAGAACUGGAGGCAUCUCUUAAAGAUGAAGAAGAAUUUGGCCAGUCUUGUCAAGACAUACAGGAAUGGCUGUCAGACCAAGUUGCCCACCUUAAAGACCAGCUGCUAGUGUCUGCUGAUAGGGACAUUUUGGGACACCAGGUUUCAGACUUUGAGCCUAUUUAUAAAGACCUCAUGGCCAAAGAGCAUGAAGUGAUCAGGAUGAUUAAUAAGGGUAAGGAUAUUGUGGCAAAGUCUUCUCGCAAAGAUCUAAACCGCCAGUUGACAGCAACUCUGGAUGCCAUCAAGAAAGAGUGGGAUAAUGUUCGCAAGACUGCCGUGGACCGCCGCACAAGACUUCAAAAUUGCAUGGACACCUGUAAUAAGUUCCACACUCAACAAGACAGAUUCAAUCCUUGGCUAGACAAGGCUGAAGAAAAGGCAAGAUCUCUAGAACCCAUUGCAUUUGAAAAGAGAGCAAUUGACAAGCAAAUCAAAGAAAUUCAGUCCUUCAAAAAUGAAGUGUCCCGUCAUAGUGGAGAAUAUGAAAACAACAGAACAGCAGGUGACAAACUCAUCUCCUGCACUGAUAUUGAUCAUGAAGGUGUUCAUGAUGCCAUUGGCUUGAUGAAGGAACGCUGGGACCACCUCAAUGCCAUUGUGUUUGCUCGUGCACAGGAUCUUGAUGAUGUUGCUGCAAGAUUGGCUGACUUCAAUGAUAAGGCCAGGGAUCUUGAUCACACAUUGCAACGUUGUGGUGAUAAAUUGGCUUCUCUUGAUGCGCUCGCUGGGACAGGAAAAGAUGCCAAGUCCUUAGAAAGAAUGAAGGCUCUUCUUGAUGAAACAGAUGCACUUGGCAAGCAGGUUGAUCAGGUGAAGAAUAAGGGUGAAGAUUUAUGUGUGGCAGCCGAUUCUCUUGGCUCUGAUGCUAACCAUAUCCAGGAUGAAGUUGAGAGACUCUCAGACCGUUAUGGUGACUUGAGAGGAAAAUUAGAAGAGCGUUGUCAUGAUCUGGAGGAAGCUUCCCAGGCAGUGAAUCAGUUUGGUGCCCUUGUUAAGAAUGUUGGGCAAGAAUUAUCUGCUCUGGAUGAUGAGCUGGAUCGUAUGGCACCAGUUGGCAGGGACAUAAAGACUGUAACCAACCAGAUUGAUCAGCUUCAUAGCUUCAUGGCUAAGGUUGACAGCAAAGUUGAUGAAAUUAAUGAUGCCAAGGCUGCUCUGGAUGACCUGGUGAACCAAGGAUUCACAAAUGCUAAUAAUCGUACAGCUGAAGAUCAAAUCAAACAGCUUGAGAGGCAAUCCAAAAAGAUCCAGGAUAGAUGUGAUGCCCGCAACAAAGAUCUUGAUUCUGUUAUGAAGAAAUUAGAGAACUUCUAUGACAAAUACAACAAUGUUGUGGAUGAUAUCAAUGAAACAGACAAGGAAGGAGAAUCAUUCAAGCCUGUAGGUGCAGAUGUGGACACAAUUAUUGCUCAGCAAGAGGAAUUCAAACGAUUCAAAGGAAAGAAGAUUGAAGUUCUUGGGAAGCAGGUUGCUGAGUGCAACAAACUUGGACAGGGUCUCAUCCAGAGUGCUGCCUCUGGUGUUAACACACAGGCCUUGGAAAAUGACAUUGACAAAUUGAAUGAUAUGUGGAAUAAACUAAAGGAAAUGAUUGGUGAUCGAGAAAAGGCAUUGGAUAAGGGAUUAAUGCAGUCUGGUAAAUUCCAAGAUGCCCUUGAUAGCAUGUUGCAGUGGCUUGCAAACUUUGAAGAAAUGAUGGCUAAUCAAGCACCAAUAUCAGGAGAGUAUUCUGUCGUGAAAGCUCAGGCACAAGAACAAAAGUUCCUGAGAAAGAUGCUCUUGGACCGACAGAAUGAAAUGCAGGCUCUGCUCUCUAUGGGUCGUAAUCUUGCUGCAGAUCUUGAACCAUCAGAAAAGGCAGUCGUUGAAGGACAGUUGGAUGACCUGCUGAACCGCUUUGAUGAUGCUGGUGCACGAUCUCAAGAGCGUAUGGAAGCCCUAGAAGAGACACUUAAGGUUGCUAAGGAAUUCCAAAAUAAACUCAAUCCAAUUACAGAAUGGCUGGAUAGAACUGAAAAGAAACUAAAGGAAAUGAGUGUUGUACCAUCUGAUGAAGCCAAAAUACAGAAACUCUUGAAUGAGCAUGACAAUCUCCACGAUGAAAUUCUGGGUCAGAAGCCUGCCUUUGACGAUCUUACUGAUGUUGCCACUGCUCUCAUGAGUCUAAUUGGAGAUGAUGAAGCCAAUGCCUUGGCAGAUAAGUUGCAGGCCACCACUGACAGGUAUGGCCAGUUAGUGGAGGACUCAGAGGCUCUAGGCCGCCUUCUCCAGGAAUCCAAGGUUGGUCUGCGCCAUCUAGUACUGACAUAUGAAGAUCUUCUGUCCUGGAUGGAUGAGAUGGAAGCACGAUUGUCAAAGUAUCGUGUCUUGUCAGUGUUUGUAGAGAAAUUAUUGGAACAGAUGGAUGAAUUGACAGAUUUGGGUGAAGAAGUAGUAGCUCAUGAGAAGCAGGUAGGAGAAGUGAUGGAUGCUGGUUCACACCUCAUGAAACACAUCUCAAGUGAUGAAGCUCUUCAACUGAAAGACAAGCUUGAUUCCAUACACAGGCGUUACAAUGACCUGAGUGCUAAAGCCACUGACCUCCACAAGGCAGCAAAUGAGGCUCUGCCACUUGUUCAGCAGUUCCACAGUGCUCAUGAUCGCCUUGGGUCAUGGAUGCUGUCUGUUGAGGGUCAGCUGCAGAGCAUUGAUUCCUCUGGCCAGGUAAUGGAGGAAGAAAUUGAAAGAUUAGCCCAAGAGAUUCAAGAACACCGUCCAUUAGUAGAAGCUGUGAAUCUUGUUGGGCCACAACUGUGCCAAAUUUCCCCUGGAGAGGGAGCAUCAAACAUUGAAACAUUGGUCACUAGAGACAACAGAAGGUUUGAACAAAUUUGUGAGCAAAUUCAAAGAAGGAUGGAAAGAAUCCACAUGUCUAAGCAAAGGUCACAAGAAGUCACACAGGAUAUUGAUGAGCUGCUGGGCUGGUUCCGUGAGGUGGAGGGCCAGAUACGUGAAGCAGAGCCACCAAGUGUAGAUCCUGAAGAGAUACGCAUUCAGUUGAAGGAGCACAAAGCGCUGAAUGACGAUGUUGCAAGUCAGAAGGGCAGAGUGCGAGAUGUUUUGUCUAAUGCAAAGAAGGUCCUACGUGAAUCCCCUCACCAUGAAGACACAAGUGAGCUUAGAGAAAAAAUGGAUGAUCUAAAGGAGACUAUGGAACUGGUUUCCAAGUUGUCAUCAGACAGAUUAUCUACCCUAGAGCAAGCCCUACCACUGGCAGAGCACUUCUUUGAGACUCACCAUGAACUGGAUGACUGGCUUACUGCCAUGGAGAAUGAAGCAAUGGUAAUGGACACUCCUGCUCUUCGUGCUGAUCAGAUCAUUCGCCAAAUGGAGAAGAACAAGAACUUCCUUCAGUCUAUUGGAGACCACAAGCCACUCCUUGAUAAGCUCAAUAAAACUGGUGGUGCAUUGCUGAAGCUUGUGAAUAGUGAGGAUGGCCUCAAAAUCCAGGAACUUCUUGAGAGUGAUAAUGAGAGAUACAAUGCACUCAAAUACGCUCUUCGAGAAAGAAGUCAGGCCCUUGAGGACGCACUUCAAGAAACUAGUCAGUUCUCUGACAAACUUGAUGGAAUGCUUUCUGCACUUGCAGAGACAGCUGAUCAGGUCAAGAAUGCCGAGCCUAUUUCAGCUCACCCAGAGAAAAUCCAUGAACAGGUGCAAGAAAACAAUGGUAUUAUUGAUGACCUUGAAAGGAAAGAGUCUGCUUUUGCUGCUGUGAAGGCUGCUGCUGAAGAUGUCAUCAAUAAGGCCUCACGUAAUGAUCCUGCAGUCAAGGACAUUAAAUCAAAACUAGAUCGCCUUAACAAACUAUGGGACAUGGUGCAGAUGGCAACUACACAGCGAGGCCAGUCCCUUGAAGAUGCCCUUGCCAUGGCUGAAAAGUUCUGGGAUGAGCUGCAGAAUGUGAUGGCAGCAUUGAAGGACCUACAGGACACACUCAAAGCCCAAGAGCCAGUGGCAGUGGAACCUCAGGCCAUCAAACAACAACGUGAAGAACUGUCUCAGAUCAAGAACAAGAUUGACCAGACUAAACCAGAGGUGGAGCAGGUUCGCCAGACUGGACGCGAGUUAAUAACCCUCGUCGGAGAUGCUGAUAAGCCUGAGGUGAAGAAGAAUAUUGAAGAUCUUGACUAUGCCUGGGACAAUGUCACUGCUUUGUAUGCCAAGCGAGAAGAGAACCUGAUUGAUGCUAUGGAGAAGGCAAUGGAGUUCCAUGACACCUUGAGGAAUAUGCUGGAGUUCCUGGAAAAAGCAGAGGACAAGUUCAAUGGCAUGGGUGCCAUCGCCGGUGACAUCGAGGCUAUCAAGGGACAGAUCAAACAACUGCAGAAGUUCAAGGAUGAAGUUGAUCCUCACAUGGUGAAGGUGGAAGCCCUCAACAGGAGUCUGAGAAGACAAGCUCAAGAGUUAAGAGAGCGCACAUCACCAGACCAGGCAGCUGCCAUUAUGGAGCCACUGGGUGAAGUGAACCAUCGAUGGGAUGAACUACUGAAGGGCAUCGUUGAAAGACAGCGUAACCUGGAGUAUGCCCUGCUCAAGCUUGGCCAGUUCCAACAUGCUUUGAAGGAAUUAUUGGUCUGGAUUGAGCGCACUACAAAGACUGUGAGUGAUCUCAAGCCAGUGUUUGGUGACCCACAAGUUAUUGAAGUAGAAUUGGCAAAGUUGAAGGUCACCAUCAAUGACAUUCAAGCUCAUCAGUCCAGUGUUGACACUCUCAAUGAUGCAGGAAGGCAGCUUAUUGAAGCUGACAAAGGGUCUGAAGAUGCAUCAAACACCCAGCAGAAGCUCAGUGAGCUGAACAAGAAAUGGACUGAGCUGCAAGACAAGGCUAAUGGCAAGCAGAGUGACCUGGAGAAUGCCCUUCGAGAAGCCCAGAUAUUCAGUGCAGAAAUUCAAGAUCUCUUGCUUUGGCUUGGUGAUAUUGAUGCUGCAUUGUCAUCAUCAAAACCAGUUGGUGGACUUCCUGAGACUGCAAAGGAACAACUGCUUCGUUUUAUGGAAAUUUAUGAUGAUUUAGAGGAGAACCGUUCCAAGGUAGAGAGUACACUCCAACAAGGUCAAGAAUACCUGAAACGCUCAAGAGAGGGUGCUGCAACUAACCUCAAUCACAGCCUUCGCACUCUCAAACAACGCUGGGAGAGUGUCAUGAAUCGUGCCAAUGAUAAGAAAAUCAAGCUGGAAAUUGCAUUGAAAGAAGCUACUGAAUUCCAUGAUGCUCUGCAGGUAUUUGUUGAUUGGCUUACAGAGGCAGAGAAUCUAUUGAACAAUCAACAACCUGUAUCACGUGUUUUGGACAUUAUUCUUCAGCAAAUUGAGGAACAUAACAAUUUCAAGAAAGAUGUCACUGCACACAGAGAAGUAAUGCUUAGCUUAGACAAGAAAGGCACUCACCUUAAGUAUUUCAGCCAGAAGCAGGAUGUUAUCCUCAUCAAAAAUCUAUUGGUAUCAGUUCAGCAUCGUUGGGAGAAGGUUGUGUCUAAGGCUGCUGAAAGAACACGUGCCCUUGAUCUUGGCUUCAAAGAAGCAAAGGACUUCCAUGAAAACUGGAAUGAGCUUGUUACUUGGUUAGAUGAUGCAGAAACCUCUCUUGAUGACCUGGCUGCUAAUGUUGGUAAUGAUCCUGAGAAGAUCAAGGCUCAAAUUGCCAAACAUAAGGAGUUCCAGAGGGCCUUGGGAGCCAAACAGCCAUCAUAUGAUAGUACCAUGAAACAAGGUAAAGGACUCCAAAACAAAGCUCCAAAAACUGAUGAAGAAACAUUGAAGCAGAUGUUAACUGACCUAAAGAACAAAUGGAAUAGUGUGUGUCAGAAGAGUGUUGACCGUCAGAGGAAGUUGGAGGAGGCCUUGCUGUUUACUGGGCAAUUCAAAGAUGCCACUCAGGCUCUCCUGGACUGGCUGAAGAAGGUUGAAAUGGGACUGGUUGAUGAUGGUCCUGUUCAUGGAGAUCUGGAUACAGUAAUGGCUCUUGUUGAACAACAUAAAGCCUUCUGUGCAGAAAUGAAGAACCGCUCUGUUCAGGUUGACAGCGUGCGUCGCACAGCUGAUGAACUCUUGGUUAAAGCCAGUGCAGAAGAUGCCAGCAUUAUUCAGACACAGGUUACUGAGCUUGUUACUUCUUGGGAGAGGGUUGAAAGGGCAACAGACAUUCGUACCAAACGCCUGGAAGAAGCAUUGCAGGCUGCAGAACAGUUGCACAAGGUGGUACACAUGCUCCUCGACUGGCUGUCAGAUGCAGAAAUGAAACUCAGGUAUGCUGGGCCUCUGCCUGACAGUGAAGAUGACACCAGGAAACAAAUUGCAGAACAUGAGGCCUUCAUGGCUGAACUGAAUCAAAAAGAAAGGGAAAAGGAUGAUACAAUUGCUUUAGCAGAAGACAUUCUUGCUAAGGCCCAUCCAGAUGGUGUGGCAACCAUCAAACACUGGAUCACUAUCAUCCAGUCUCGGUGGGAGGAGGUGAUGGCUUGGGCCAGGCAAAGGGAGACCAGAUUAUCAGACCACCUCAGGAGUCUCCGGGAUCUGGCUGGCCUGCUGGAUGAACUCAUGCGCUGGCUUGUCCAGGCUGAGAACAAUUUGACUGUGCUGGAGGCUGAACCACUGCCAGAUGACAUCCCUGCCAUUGAGGGACUCAUUGCUGAUCACAAGGAAUUCAUGGAUGAGAUGCAGAAGAAAGAGCCUGACGUGCUCAGCAUAUGUAAACCAUCCAAGCCACGUCCAUCACUGUCUCAGCCAAACAAGAAACGCUCAAGGACAUCUCUUGGUCGGGAGAGUGUGAGCCCAGGAAGAGAAUCUUCACCAGAUUAUGAUUACCCAUCACGCCGGUCCAGUCGUAUCAGCCCUGACCGAGAAUCCUCUCCAGGACCUAAAUCUCGAAAGUCCAGCCGCUCAUCACCAGCACGUGAGGUCACACCCACUCGUGAAUACCCUCGACCCUGGAUGUAUGGAGCAAGAACCACACCCCCACGAGAGACUUCCCCUGGAGCUGACCGAGAAAGUGACUGGCCUCUUGGCAACUUACGCUUUGUCACGUCCACACCAACACCCUCCUCUGUGGGCACUCCUGCAGCAGGUGGAAGGAAAAGCAGCAAAGCCAGUGUACGGGAGGAACCUCAAAUCAAGAAUCCUCAAGCUCGAGCACUGUGGGAGAAGUGGCAACACGUGGGUUUCAUGGCCUGGGAACGCAUGCGUCGCCUGCAUGACAAGUUGAACUACUUGCAUGAAUUGGAGAAACUGAAGAACUUCUCAUGGGAGGAAUGGAGAAAGAGGUUUAUGAAGUUCAUGAAUCACAAGAAGUCAAGAGUGACUGAUCUCUUCCGUAAAAUGGAUGCUGACAAUGAUGGAGCAGUUCCCCGGGACGACUUCAUUGAUGGCAUCCUGAAAACAAAGUUCCCAACCAGUCGCUUGGAAAUGGGUACAGUGGCUGACAUAUUUGACCGCAACCAAGAUGGAUACAUUGACUACCAGGAGUUCAUUGCUGCACUGCGACCUGAUUGGGAGCGUAAGGGACCACUGACAGAUGCAGAGUUGAUAGAGGAUGAAGUACAGAAGCAAGUUUCCAAGUGUACUUGCCGACAGAAGUUCAGGGUUCACCAAGUGGGAGAAGGCAAAUACAGGUUUGGAGACAGCCAAAAGCUACGCCUGGUUCGUAUUUUACGCUCCACUGUGAUGGUGCGAGUUGGAGGUGGAUGGGUGGCUCUUGAUGAAUUCCUCGUCAAAAAUGAUCCAUGCCGAGUGUGUCCAUCCAUACCUGAGCUAGAGCAGGUUGGAGAUUUGGAACUUCAUGAGCAUGGGUGUCCUUUGAGGGGCAAGACGUCACCCGCUGGAUCCUGCCGUAGCUCCUCCAAGGGUCGCACCAAUGUGGAGUUACGUGAGCAGUUCAUCCUAGCAGAGGGCGUGUCUCAGAGCAUGACUCCAUUCAAGUCCAAGCCUAGCCCCAACAGUUCAGUGUCAAGUCAAUCUGGCACUACAGCCCAGCAGCGAUCCCAGUCCCUCCCCAACUCUGGGCCCAUUAUCAAGGUUCGUGAGAGAACAGCCAAAAGCUCGGCAAUGGGCCGAGCCUCCUUCAGUGCUGGCACACCCGACUCUUCCUUCAGCGAAGAAGGAGGCUCAUCUGGAUUCCACCUACAUGGCAAACGCAAGGCCUCUGCCCCAGUUACUUCUCGCUCAUCAUAUAAUACAUCAGGUGAAAGUCAACCUGGCAGUCGUGGAGGGAGCCGUCCCCAGUCCAGAGGCCCAGGGUCCCGUCCAGGCUCACGGCCUCCAAGUCGUGCUGGCUCAGAAGUGUCUCUUGAUUCCAAUGAUGGUGGUCGAACACCAAUGAGACGCACACCGUCCUUCACUGGUCGGACCCGCACACCAUCUAGUCAGUCUUCUGGAGUCCAACGGUCAUCCUCUCUCAGAAAGGCCUCAGCCCCUGUCAAGUCCUCUACUGAUACUGUCAACGGUACAGGGACACGUACCAUUUCCGUCUCUUCCAGGUCACGUAGCAUGACAAGAACUACCUCUGCAUCCAGUAUUCCAGUUGCUGUGGCAGCCUCAAGGUUAUAUUCACCGACUCUCUCCAGUCGAUUGAAAGAGGCAGGAAUUAGGACCAAAAUCCCGGUUCUUGCGGGUCCUGCCUCUGAUUGGGAACGGACUAACCUCUCUGGCUCGGCCUCUAACCUGAGUGUUGCAGGAACCCCUCUCAGGUCCAGAACAUCAUCAACAACUAGUCUUAACUCCAAUCAUUCCACCAGCAAAAUUCCAACACUGAGACCAAAAACUUCUGGUACACACAUCACACCCAAGACUUCUACCACAAGGACUCGGACUCCUUCCGGUUCCAGCAGCACAGGUGGAACUACUAAGAUCAUCCGCAAGGGUUCUGGAGCAUCCGACACUCCGACUGGCGUUGCCAGAAAGACUGGAAUUAUGGAACCUAAGCGUAGGGUAUAGAAAGUUCUAUACAUGAAAGGUUGUGGCAUAAACAUAAAUGCAGGAUAUAUUAUUUUGUAUGUUGCAAUACAUCCUGAAGUGCAUAUAAUUUGUUAAUUGAAGUUGCUUUCCAAUUAAUUUGAGGUCUGAAAUUAUUUUCAAGUUAACUUAAGUUCUCUAAUUGUGAGCAGUGGUGUACUGGUCACUAUUGGAAUAUGUGCACUGGCAGGUGUUCACUUGUCCAGCACAUCAUUUGGAACAAAGCUUUAAAACUUUAACCACUAGGAAAUCUGACCAUAAAUUUCCUCUUCUGACACAUUGCAUACAUCUUGUGUGAAGUCUUUUGCAUUUUUCUUGUUUUUGUAAAAUACCUAUUUCCAUAAAUUUGCUAGCAUUUGUGAUACUAUGACAGGAUAAGUCCUGUUGCCUAACAAUAUGACAGGUUUGACAUAGUGGCUAACUAGUUUAGUAUUUCAUUGUUAAAUGCCGAUUCUCGGUUCAGCAGUCAAGUACUCUGGUUUCAGUAUGUCAAGUGUGGUCAUAUAAGUGAUAUCUCUAUAUACAUAAAAAAAAAAUAUAUAUAUAUAUAUAUAUAUAUAUAUAUAUAUAUAUAUAUAUAUAUAUAUAUAUAUAUAUAUAUAUAUAUAUAUAUAUAUAUAUAUAUAUAGGGUAGUGCAAGCCCAUUUUCAAAUUUCUCAGCCAUUCCACUCAACAUAUCUUGCAUGCUUUGAAGUAGGUUGUUUAUGUGCAAGUCUUUAAAGACAGAUCAUUCUUAUUUUAUUGUUUGGCAGAACACAAGAUUUUGAUAUUGCAAAAUGUCACGUCUUGCACAGUUUAUUCAUUUUUAUAUAUUUUUUUACAUCUAACUGUUGAACCAGAAAAGCUCAAGCUAGCAAAUAUAUUCACUCCACUGGUUCAUAGAUUAAGGCAGUUUUCAUGUACUCACAAUAAUUAACGCUUUACAUCUAACUACUGUCCAUGUGCUUGUCAUGCAAGCCUUAAUGGGGUAUGAUAGGUUGCCAAACUGCCUUUUUUUUCACUGCUCCAAAUUCAACAGGAGUUCAAUGGUGCUUAAUAGUCUAUAGAAUUUGUACUAAGCAAAUUAUACUGGUACUUGAAAUUAUUAAACACGCUCCUCAGUGGUUCUAAUUUGUGCUACUAAUCGACAUACCAAGAAAAUCAGUUAUGCUGAAUAAUAAAUAUCACAGGUUUUCUUUGUAGUGUAAGGCCUGUAGCUGCCAUAUAAGUCACACAGACAAUUUCAAAUAAAUGAAAGUGCAGGUAAUCAUUCCCAAAUAUAUUACACAGGCAAUAUUUUUUCCCUGGAAUACCAAUGGGGACACAAGAAGAGUUUGGGUGGUUCUAAGAUUCAAAUUUAAACUGCACUGAAGGAUGAUAUGAGGGAGACAUGCUGGUUCCGGGUUAUAAAGAAAGUACCACCAUCAACUUUCAGGGUGUGUCUCCUUGGUAUAAUCACUUGGUGCAGUUUAUCUACUUUUAUCAUCUUUUUAUCAUCUUCAGUUACAAUACAUUUUUUCUUUGCUAUCUUACGUUGUAUUUGUUUGUAUAAAAACCUUAGCUUUCAUGCUUUGUUAUAAGUUGUAAAUAAUAUAAUAUAGGAGCCCAUUGAAAGAUUUAAUUAUAGGGCACAAGGUAAAGUUCAUAAUUUAAUAAAAAAAUCUGAUGUACUAAAGUUUUUUUUUGUUAAAUAUAUUGUACUAGACCAAUUGUUAUAGAAUAUUUUUUGUAUUUAAACAGCCUAUGAUUAAACUAAUGCUUAUAAUAAAUAAGUAACUUAA
Molecule: messenger RNA, 31082 nt
Organism: Scylla paramamosain (green mud crab)
Lineage: Eukaryota; Metazoa; Arthropoda; Malacostraca; Decapoda; Portunidae
Gene: shot
Product: microtubule-actin cross-linking factor 1-like
Exons: 65
Coding region: 1021-29304 (9427 amino acids)
Biological process (GO): wound healing; cytoplasmic microtubule organization; intermediate filament cytoskeleton organization
Cellular component (GO): cytoplasm; hemidesmosome; cytoskeleton
Molecular function (GO): microtubule binding; calcium ion binding; structural molecule activity
Source: RefSeq, a predicted model, not a curated record